Mirounga angustirostris (Northern elephant seal) is the source of this 3513-nucleotide messenger RNA. It is a transcript of the gene ARV1, whose product is annotated as ARV1 homolog, fatty acid homeostasis modulator. NCBI's taxonomy places the organism in Eukaryota, Metazoa, Chordata, Mammalia, Carnivora, Phocidae. The transcript is spliced from 5 exons. The coding region runs from base 31 to 876 and encodes 281 amino acids. Gene Ontology annotation, cellular component: cortical endoplasmic reticulum; Golgi apparatus. Gene Ontology annotation, biological process: regulation of plasma membrane sterol distribution; sterol metabolic process; sphingolipid metabolic process. The record is from RefSeq and is a predicted model, not a curated record.
UCGGAAGUUCUCGGCUGCUGUUGCGAGGAAAUGGGCACCGGUGGGAGGAGUGGGUUACGGCCAGGCAAGGGAAACACAGAAGGGGUGGCCGCGGGCAAGGGGAACACGGAUGGGGUUGCAGCAACUCCUACUGCUGCCUCGGCCUCCUGCCAGUACAGGUGCAUCGAAUGCAACCAAGAGGCCAAGGAGUUGUACCGAGACUAUAACCACGGAGUGCUGAAGAUAACCAUCUGCAAAUCCUGCCAGAAACCUGUAGACAAAUAUAUCGAGUAUGAUCCUGUUAUCAUCUUGAUUAACGCUAUUUUAUGCAAAGCCCAGGCCUACAGACAUAUUCUUUUCAAUACUAAAAUAAAUAUGCAUGGAAAACUCUGCAUAUUUUGUUUGCUUUGUGAAGCAUACCUGAGGUGGUGGCAGCUUCAAGAUUCAAACCAGAACGCUGAUCCUAACGACUUCAUCAGAUAUGCCAAAGAAUGGGAUUUCUAUAGAAUGUUCGCAGUUGCCUCUCUAGAACAAACUGCCUUUUUUAUUGGCAUUUUUACUUUCCUGUGGGUAGAACGACCGAUGACAGCAAAAAAAAAACCCAACUUCAUUUUGCUGCUGAAAGCAUUAUUAUUAUCUAGCUAUGGAAAACUCUUGCUGAUUCCAGCUGUCAUUUGGGAGCAUGACUACACACCGCUGUGCCUCCGACUCAUUAAAGUAUUUGUCCUUACAUCAAAUUUUCAGGCAAUUAGAGUGACCCUGAACAUCAACCGAAAGCUCUCCUUUCUGGCCAUCUUGAGUGGUUUACUGAUGGAAAGCACCAUGGUCUACUUCUUCCAGAGGAUGGAAUGGGAUGUGGGAAGUGAUUGUGCCAUCUAUAAAUCCCAAGACUUUUGAAGAGGUACAGAAGCCUCUCUGUCCACACAUUCGGACAGGCAUCCUCCUCAAACAAGACAAACGCCAUCAUAAAAUAAGGAGGUGCCCUUCUAUGACCCCUCCCCACCAGCCCCUGAUUGCCCCUGGGUCACUCCAUCCCCCCCCCCGAGGACUGUAGUGUGCAUCUCAGGGUCCUUGUCACCCUCAGGGACAGCCACAUCUGUGUUCUGUUGCUUCUAGAGGCCCUGUUCGCCACUUCUCUAAUAGCUGCACCCCACACCCCUCGUACGGAGACCUCAGGCUCUGAAAUCUGCUCUCUCCCCUCCACCAUCCCCGCUCUGGGCUGCCUUUGCACCUCCAGUCCCUUGACCCCCACUUCUGGCCUACCUCGCCUCUCUUUUUACCGUACCUGCAAAUGUAGGCAGCUGCCGAUUCAUCGCCAUUAGUCCCUUGAAACUGCUUCUUGCCCUCCUGCCAGAUGUGCCUUCUUAGAGCCAUUUGGGUGAGUCUCCGUCUGUGUUCCCUGAGUCCAGCGCUGCGUGUGCACAGAGCCUCGGCUGGCCCUCAGUGUUGCUCCUCUGCCUUCGUGGUCACCUCCAGGGAACCUCCCAUCCCAUGGUUCUGGAACCUUCCCCACGCUUCUUCCUCCCAGGUCUGCCCUCACUUUGCUGAGAGUCAGGCCCAUUACAGAGUCCUUGAACUUCCUUCCUUCUUCAAUCCAGAACUGCUUUGGUCACCUGUCUUCUUUCCUCCUUCCCUCCCUCCUGGCCCAGACUUGUGCCCCUCUUCCUAUCUGUAAGUGUCCUCCCCCACUCUGGUCACAGUCAAGACUCCUGGCCCGCAGACUGUGGCAGCUGUAGGGUUGAGGAGCAGCCUCGGAGGCUGGGUUGUGGGGUGCAGGUGACGAAGGCACAGAAGCAGCAGGGAAACAGCCCAGCUCCAAACCUUCUCCACCUCUGCUCGCUCAUCAGUCCUGUGGCCUCAGUCUCCCCUCAUGCUGGGUCAGUGCUCCUCCCUUCCAGGUCUUCAGACACUGCUCCUCCAUUAUCCACUCCACCGCACUGGCUCCUUCCCCUUGGCAAAAUACACAGUUCUCUGUUCUAGAACAACUGGUCUCAGCCUGUUUCUUCACCACCUUCCCUCUUUGUGGAACAUACUUUCUCCCACGGUCUCCUGAAUCUGCACUCCUAAAAAUCAGAGGGAAGCCGGUGGCCAGCUCUCCGUCAGAGCCCUCGCUUAGCUCCGCUCUGGAAGCUAAGUCAGAGCCCCUCCUUCUGAAACAGGCGGCCCACACUGUCAGGUCGGUUUGUUCGCAGACUUCCCAGUCUGUCCCCGGACUCGUCCUCGGCGCUCCUGUUCUCACGCUCAGCGGUGGCAGUGCCCAUGGCCUGGCCCGUUCCUUCUCCCGGGGCUCAGGCCGCCCAGACCUAGCAGCUCCAGCUCGCCCCUCUGCCCGGCCGCCGCGCCCUCCACCCCCCAGCAGGGCCUCUGAAGUCCUACUCCGCCUCUCUCCCGUCGACCCACCAAAACAGUCCUUUCCGGAUGCUUUUCUCUGGAAAUGUCCCUUCUCACUCAGACCCCAGGGCAGCCUGUGUUGUCUCCUGCCUAAAGGUUUGUAACAGCCUCCUCACAGCCUUCCACCCACACACUGGUGCCACAGAAAUCUUCAGCAGGCAUCGCUUCUGGGGGUCCCUCUGAAUUUUUCACCAUUUCUUAUUGCCAACACAGGAGUUUCUAGUCUCUUCCUGAGGAACGUCUUUUAGCUUUCUCUUCGCUUACGUGUGGUCCUCAAUAGUCCAUUCCUAAGUCCCUCUCCGCAGGCAUCUUCCUACCCACAUCCUCUACUACGGUCUUCUCUUCAUCUCCAAAUAUGGCUUAUGCUCUCCUCGGGGCCUCUUCUCCCCCUAACCAGAUCCAGUCAGUCCUCUGCUUCUCCGUGGAAGGAAAACUGUCCAAAACCUCGAGUCUGUGCUCUCACUCCCACUGACUUGCCAGGGCCCAGCUCAACACCCCAGCGGUCAUGUCCAGGAUCUGCCGAGACUGUGCCAGUGCCCAAUACUUGGCCCCAACGUCCACAGGCGCUUCUAGUUGUCAGGCUAUCCAUCAUAAUUUCCGGUCAGGAUAAUAAGGUCACCUGUCUCUCACGACCAUUUGAAAACCGUUCUCCUCCUUUAUGUUAGCUCAUGUUUUCUAUUGUCCUUGUCUUAUAUUCAAAUCCCAUGCGUUUAUGCCUGACUCCCCCAGCCUGGUAAACAGAGACCAGGAGGUUGUACGUGAGGAAAUAUGUAUUUCCCACAGCACAGGGCCUGCCCUAGUAAGUAUUUGAUUCACUGCUCGCUCAUCAAUCCUCUGGCCUCAGUCUCCCCUCAUGCUGGGUCAGUGUUCCUCCCUUAUAGGUCCCAUCACAUUCAGCGGAAUGUGCCACUCUCAAUACUUCUUUUAUCAUCCACUGUUGGAUUCUUUAUCAUCUGUGGCAUGACCAACUACGUCCCAAAAAGAGAAGACAUAAAAUACAAGCUCCUCCUGUGUGUUGAGCAAAAUGAAGCAAAGAUUUGGAUACACUUCCUGAAAAAAAAAAAAAGCGAUGGUUACGGCAUCGGAAACCGCCCAAACUAUCACGCGCCAUCCCUCCCCCACAUGUAAGAGACCACCAAACCA